This is a messenger RNA of Vanderwaltozyma polyspora DSM 70294, 339 nucleotides long. It is a transcript of the gene PFD1, whose product is annotated as prefolding complex chaperone subunit. Lineage: Eukaryota; Fungi; Ascomycota; Saccharomycetes; Saccharomycetales; Saccharomycetaceae. Gene Ontology annotation, molecular function: protein folding chaperone. Bases 1 to 339 code for a protein of 112 amino acids. Gene Ontology annotation, cellular component: prefoldin complex; cytoplasm. The transcript has a single exon. Gene Ontology annotation, biological process: protein folding. The record is from RefSeq and is a predicted model, not a curated record.
AUGUCUAAUCAGCAAAUAGCUCAAGAAUUGACAACCAAUUUAAGAAAUGUCAAGAUUCAACUAGAUACAGUUUCUCAACAGUUAAUGCAUUUAGAAACCCAAGAGAAAUUGGCUGAAGUUACAACAAAGGAAUUAGAGUCAUAUCCAAACGAUCAGAUAUGGAAAGCAUGUGGGAAAGCAUUUGUGCUUCAAGAUAAAUCUAAAUAUGUCACUGAUUUGAAAGAAGAUGUUGGCACCUUAAAAGAACAAAAGAAGGCAUUAAAUAUAAAGAGAGACUAUUUGGAUACUACACUUGAGAAGACAGUUGAUGGUUUGAAGGCAAUAAUGACCCAGAAAUAA